Boeremia exigua is the source of this 2818-nucleotide messenger RNA. RefSeq lists its product as uncharacterized. NCBI's taxonomy places the organism in Eukaryota, Fungi, Ascomycota, Dothideomycetes, Pleosporales, Didymellaceae. The record is from RefSeq and is a predicted model, not a curated record. Bases 151 to 2652 code for a protein of 833 amino acids. The transcript has 2 exons.
GCAUGAUAAUACUGUGAUGUAUGUCACUUACACAGGUAGAGUCGGACCGCAUCUUUUCAGCCCUACUAUUGCUAUCCUCUUGAUUUGAGAGAUUUUAUUCCCUUAGUGCUUUUACUCCCAGUUGUUACACCAACACCCACGUUCACUAUCAUGCCUUAUCCAAUUUCAACGCCCGGGCAGGCCUCGGCUUCUCGCAACGGCAAGCAGUGGCCAGCGUUCCCAGGUAUCCCUAUCUUUCUUGAGACCCAUGAUGAACGGACAGCACCAAAAUCGUACGGAACAACACCUACAACACCCACAACACCAGAAAUUCUCACCCAUGGGCGGCCAGCUCCUUCGGACCCAGCCUAUCUGACGGCACGGGACGACAGCUCUCUGCAGCACAGUCCCACUACAACAAUUCAGACGUCGAGUGCCCGUUCGUCUGUAUGGCCACUCCCUGAGCCAGCACCAGAGGUGCAACAACCAAAAGAUCAAGCUCGACCAUCUCUCCGCUUCUUUCCUACCCAACGUCCCAGAAUCCAACUUGGCAGCGUGCCUACCCUGCAGAUACCUCAGAUGCCACACAUGCCACAGGUUGAUGAGAAGACACCUAUAAAUUUCUUCCAUCCUGGCCUUGGGAUCUGGAAUGGCGGCGAGAAACCACCCUCUGUCGAGAUAACACCACCGCUUGACGAGAAGGUCGAAAAGAUCGAAGAAGAGACGCCCAACCUUGCCGAGCGCAUCGAACAAAGACUCUUCCAGUACAGUAUCUCAGGGAACAUUGUUAAGAGAUGGCUAUUGGAGCUUGUCAGUUGGGUCUUCAGCGCGUUAUGCAUGGCUGCCAUCAUCGGUGUGCUCAUCUAUCUCCAAGAUGACAAACUAUCGAACUGGACUCUCGACAAGAGGACCGGCCUGACACUGAACGCUUACAUCUCUGUUCUGUCGAAGAUGGCUGGUGCCGCAUUGAUCCUCCCUGUCUCAGAAGCACUUGGCCAGCUCAAGUGGAGCUGGUUCCUGCAGCACUCAAAGCAGAUGUGGGAUUUCGAGAUUUUUGACAACGCAUCUCGAGGUCCUUGGGGUUCAUUGCUACUUCUUAUUCGAACCAAGGGCAGGGCGCUCGCGGCUCUAGGGGCCCUUAUCACCUUAGGCUUGAUGACUCUAGAUCCCUUCUUCCAGCAAGUCGUCGACUUUCCGGAUAGAUGGGCACUGCAAGAUGCGCCAGCAAGCGUUCCCUGGACUGAGCGCUUCGAGACUGGCGAUAUCUCCGUAUACAGCGAAGACGCGCUUUGGGCAACUGCAGACUCGGAUGUUGGGCUUGUCGCCUCGAAGUUCUUUUAUGGCAACGGUACACAACCGAUACCCUUUGGUAACGGUACUCGGCCUGAUAUACCACUUUCCUGCCCAACCAGCAACUGCACAUGGCCAGCUUACGACACUUUGGGUGUUUGCAGUGAAUGUGCAGACGUUUCAAACUAUCUAACCUACGCUUGCGUUAAUGGUACAGUGGAUUGGACCUCGAAUUUGACCGGUGGAUACAACGUGGAUAAUUCAUACCCUAACGCGACAAUGUGCGGUUACUUUCUCAAUUUCACGGGCGAACUUACGACAAUGAUGUCCGGCUACCUCCUUGAGCCAGAAACUUCUGAACCGGGAGAAGCACUUCUUGUACGGACGUUACCGAUGGUAACAGUGUUCGACAAGACACCUGUGUAUGGCAAUGGAUCCAUCAUGUUUCCAGACGUUCGAGAUCCGAUCGCAGAUGUUUUGAUAGUGUCUGCUGCAGACGGUACAGCCAGCUCGGUAUACAGACACGAGGCACCAUUGGCACAAGAGUGCGUCAUUUCAUGGUGUGUCAAAACAAUCAAGUCGUCAUACGACUGGGGCGAGUACAACGAAGAAGUACUUGAGACACGCAUCAACACAACUGCAGGUCCGUUCCCUUGGCAAACAAUGGCAUUGGAUCCAUCUAUUGAGGCCACAAACGGCACCCAAAUCUUCUUCGCCGACGACAUCCACAUACACGUCAACUCCACUGAUGCCAAUUCGACUAUGAAAAGCUACGGUACUUCUAACAAUACAGCCUACUCAAUAAUGGUUGUCUUCGAUGAUAUGUUUCCUUCUUUCUACACGGCUAAGGACGCGUCUGCGGAACCGGUUCUCAGGUUUUGGACAUGGAAAGAUGGCCCAGCAUACACUCAACAUCCUAUAUUUAACCCUUGGCUUGCACCAAACAACAUCUCGUCCCACGUUGGAAGACUGGCCACAGCAAUGACCAACGUCAUCCGGUCGAAGACCGGUAAAAAAUGGAUAGACGGACACUCUUACAGUAUGGAAAACUAUGUCGCUGUGCGCUGGGAAUGGCUUACUUUGCCUCUCGGACUCCUCAUGAUGAGCUUGAUCUUCCUCGCGGCAACAGUAUUCAAGUCUGCCCACGAAAGGGAACAAGUGGGAGUACUCAAGAACUCAGCUAUUCUUACUUUACUUCAUGGAAUUCCUGAUAACAUGCGAGGAAAAUUGACUAGAUCCACAAGUAAAGGUACGCCAAGAGCAAAAGCUAAAGAGUUGAAGGUCAGAUUGCAUCCGAAUCUGGGUUGGCGGGUUUCUGGUAAUGUUUUCUCGCCUAUGAUCUCCCGAGCUCCCAAAGCUCAGCCGCCUCCUGGUUGGAUCUGAGAAAGAGCGCUCUAGAAAGAAGAUGGUUUAUUAAGACUACAUACUAUAUGAGAGAUGUUGCUCGUGCACCUGGCACAGACACCAACAAAAAAUAACAAUCAAGGAAAACAACCCAAGUCUCCACUGGGAUAUCUGUCUAGCCACCUCGCCCACCACGGUUGAUGCG